Messenger RNA from Zalophus californianus (California sea lion), 2438 nucleotides. RefSeq names its product CD207 molecule (gene CD207). The transcript is spliced from 9 exons. The coding region runs from base 429 to 1550 and encodes 373 amino acids. Gene Ontology annotation, molecular function: signaling receptor activity. NCBI's taxonomy places the organism in Eukaryota, Metazoa, Chordata, Mammalia, Carnivora, Otariidae. The record is from RefSeq and is a predicted model, not a curated record.
GCCCCCUUACCCGCUGGAGCCCAGAGAGGUGUGGCCGCGGGGCCAAAGGGGCGUCCUGUAUUGGUUUCUGAAGUCCUUCCUGAGUUCUGAGGGUACGAGGUUGAUGAAAACACCCACCUUGCGGUAGUGAACAAUGGCAGCCCCUACUCCAGGCUGCCCUGUAGCCUGACUCCACCGUUCUCCUCCCCUCUGUGUCUUCAUUUUCAGCGUCUGGUAGAGGAAACAGACGUAGGAGCAAAUAGCACAGGAUGGUAAUACAAGAAUAACUGCCUCACCUGUCUCUUUCCUGAGCUUCCUGUCAUACAUCUUGGGCAGGUUGCAGGAGACUAGAUCCUUCGAGACCAUGGGACGACAGUUCUUGUGUUUGCCAACUUAAGCAAGAGGACAAUCGUUAUCUUUAACUGAACAGGCUCUUUGCCAGGAUUACCAUGCUCCAGCCCAGAGUUGAGCAGAGAAGGCUGAUCCAUAAUCUCAACUCUGAUUGGUUGACUGUGGCUAUCUGGUACACUUUGAAAACAGGUGGAAUGCCAAGAAUUAUCCAGAGAGAAUUGCACUCUGCUGCAGGGCAGGAACCAUGGGUGUUUUGUUCAAGGAGGAAUUCCCAACAUCUAGGCAUAGAGCUUGGCAUGGCACACAAGCCUCCUCCCAGGAUGGGCCCAUGUCUGGUUCUGAGGAAGCCUCUCACGGUCCGGGCUACACUCAUCAUUCUGACGCUGGGCCUGACCGCCUCCAUCCUGCUGCAGGCCACUCUCUAUCCCUGGUUUAUGCACACAAUAUCAGAUGUAAAGACCAAUGCCCAGUUGCUGAAAGGCCGUGUGGACAACAUCAGCACCCUGGGUUCUGAGAUCAAGAGGAAUAGAGGUGACGUGGAGGCAAGCAGCAUCCAUGUCCAGACGGUGAAUGCCAGCCUGGAUCAUGUGCGUUCUCAGAUCAGGAAGCUGGAAGCCGGUGUGAAGGAAGCCAAUGCACAGAUCCAGAUGUUAACAAGAAGAUGGGAGGAGGUCAAUGAUUUAAAUGCCCAAAUUCCAGUGUUAAAAAGAGAUCUGGAUAAAGCCAGUUCUUUAAAUGCAAAGGUCCGGGGACUCCAGAGCAGUUUGGAGAACAUCAGCAAAUUGCUCAAACGGCAAAAUGAUAUUCUGCAGAUGAUUUCUCAAGGUUGGAAGUACUUCAAGGAGAAUUUUUAUUACUUUUCUCGAAUCCCAAAGACCUGGUACAGUGCCCAGCAGUUCUGUAUGUCGAGGGAUUCACACCUGACCUCAGUGGCCUCAGAGAGUGAACAGGAGUUUCUGUACAAGGUGGCAGGUGGACUUUUCUACUGGAUUGGCCUGACCAAAGCCGGGAGUGAGGGGGAUUGGUACUGGGUAGAUAAGACUCCAUUUGACAAGGUCCAGAGUGCACGGUUCUGGAUUCCAGGUGAGCCCAACAAUUUUGGGAACAAUGAACACUGUGCCAAUAUAAAGAUGUCCUCACUUCAGUCAUGGAAUGAUGCCUCCUGUGACAACAAGCUCUUUUUCAUCUGUAAACGGCCCUACAUCCCGUCGGAACCAUGACAGGACUGGCCCCAAGCUCGCACACUGGGCUCCAAUGCUUGUUGAACUCGAGAAAAUGCCCCUUUCUUCCAAUUCCGGGGUGACUUUGCACCCUCAUUUUCCUGGCUUCAGGAUUGUCCCAGAGGCAUCCUGGAGUUCACCUGCUUUGGCUGGGAAUUCUCCGACCCCAUAGAGGCAGCUGGAAUGGAAGGGAGAUCUUGGAAAGGGGGAGGAAGGCAGAGAGGGUUUAGAAGUUCCAACAGCCUCAGUAAGGGGGUCAGGACCUUGGGGUUCCCUGUCCCUUCAGAAAAGCCUGUUUUAUCACAUGAAAGUUGCUCCAGACCACCCAAACAAUUCUCCCGAUACCGAUGUUUAGGGCUUUUCCAGUCGAUCCCAUAGAAUUCCCAGUUGCCUGCCUAUGGGGGCCGUGUUCUUCUCAGUGGGAAGAGCUCUGCACUUGGUGACCCUGUCCAGGCCGUGACCCUACUGCCUGCCCUCUCUAUCAUCCACAUCUCCUGAUGUUUGAGCCCCUUCUUCUCUGAGGUGGGGGCAACUGGUGCAGGUCAGGGGCUGACGUGGAAACAAGCCCCCUUUAGAGCUGGAUCAGUAUCCGCGUUCCUUCUUGCUCUGCCUCACAGGCGGACUCCGUGGUCCAGCUCUGUCUGCUGCAGUCCUCCACCCAGCCCAGCCCCUCUGCCUCACCUCCCACACAUCUUCUUCGGGCUGCAUUUCCUCUCUGCCCUUUAGGUACAGAGGAAGAGGUCCUCUGUCCCUAGAGAGUUCACCUGCAAACUUCAUUAGAAUAAAAUACUGCCUGGGUAAACCAUGUUUUACCUCUGUGAGCAUAUUUUAAUCCUGGAUGUACAGGUGAAUGUGCCGGUAAGGCCAUCUGCUCUGCUGGACAUAAAG